Messenger RNA from Rhagoletis zephyria (snowberry fruit fly), 1039 nucleotides. RefSeq names its product LisH and WD40 domain-containing Lis-1 (gene Lis-1). NCBI's taxonomy places the organism in Eukaryota, Metazoa, Arthropoda, Insecta, Diptera, Tephritidae. Gene Ontology annotation, molecular function: protein binding. The record is from RefSeq and is a predicted model, not a curated record.
AGUACUUAACUUAAAGGCUAUCAACGCUCAUUGUAUAUCAAAAGUAAUAGCGACGUCUGUCCCGACAAAGAACAUGAAAAUGGUUUUGUCGCAGAGGCAGCGCGAGGAACUGAACCAAGCGAUUGCCGAUUACUUAGGUAGCAAUGGCUACACUGAGUCCUUGGACGCAUUCCGUAAAGAAGCUGACGUGUCUACAGAAAGCGAGAAAAAAUUCAGUGGACUUUUGGAAAAAAAAUGGACUUCGGUUAUUCGCUUGCAAAAAAAAGUAAUGGACCUAGAGGCCAAGUUAUCAGAAGCUGAAAAAGAGGCUAUAGAAGGAGCUCCUACAAAAGCAAAACGUAGCCCUGGAGAAUGGAUUCCACGUCCACCAGAAAAGUUUUCAUUGACUGGCCAUCGUGCAAGCAUAACUCGGGUAAUUUUUCAUCCAAUUUUCGGUUUAAUGGUUUCAUCAUCCGAAGACGCUACCAUUAAAAUUUGGGACUUCGAAACUGGGGAAUACGAAAGAAGUUUAAAAGGUCACACAGACUCUGUGCAGGAUGUCGCUUUUGAUGCUCAAGGCAAACUCUUAGUGUCUUGCAGUGCUGACUUGUCUAUAAAAUUGUGGGACUUUCAACAAAGUUACGAAUGCAUUAAAACAAUGCAUGGCCAUGAUCAUAAUGUUUCGUCUGUAGCGUUUGUUCCCGCUGGAGAUUAUGUGAUUUCAGCGUCUCGGGAUAAAACCAUCAAAAUGUGGGAAGUGGCUACCGGGUACUGUGUGAAAACAUACACUGGACAUAGAGAAUGGGUGCGCAUGAUUCGUGUGCACUUCGAUGGUGCCAUUUUUGCAUCUUGUUCGAAUGACCAUGCCAUUCGCAUAUGGCUAACUAGCACGAAGGAUUGUAAGGUUGAACUUCGUGACCACGAUCACACAGUAGAAUGCAUAGCAUGGGCGCCAGACUCUUCAAUCAUUGCAAUAAAUGAGGGCACAGGCGUUGACAACAAAAAAGGGCAUCAUCAAGGACCAUUUUUAGCAUCUGGAUCUCGAGACAAAACAAUUCGG